AUGCACUCGCUCAAUCAGCAAUGCAACGCGUUCGCUGCCGUCAACGCGAUCUUCUUCCAUUCCUGCAAUACACCUGACAAGGUCAUCAAGGCACUUGCACAUAUGGGCAUCUCAAUCUCACCGUCUUCUAUCAAUAAUGCCGUUCACUCACUGUCCCGAGAGAGUGCGAGAAAUGUUCGCCAGCUCGGGCAGUCCCUCCGCGCGAUGCUCGCAUACGACAACUGGCUCAUCAUCAAGCUCGAACAUGGUGUCCAGCCUGACGACCUACGCUGCUCACGUAGGCUAUGGGAGACCUCGUGGCUCAAUCCCAGUGUCCUCUACAGCCCAACCCCGCCACGAUAUUCGUACGAAAACCUCCUGACACUCCAUCCCGAUCCUCCACAUCCAUCGGGUUUGUCCCGUAGCGCCCGCUUCACAGCAUGGCUUUUUCUCGACGCACUCUUCCGACAUGGCCCAGAAUAUUUCCGACAAUUCAUUCCGUUGUUACCAACCCAGAAGCUGUCGAACUGA
Messenger RNA from Fomitopsis serialis, 510 nucleotides. RefSeq lists its product as uncharacterized. NCBI's taxonomy places the organism in Eukaryota, Fungi, Basidiomycota, Agaricomycetes, Polyporales, Fomitopsidaceae. The record is from RefSeq and is a predicted model, not a curated record. The transcript is spliced from 2 exons. Bases 1 to 510 code for a protein of 169 amino acids.